Alnus glutinosa is the source of this 1843-nucleotide messenger RNA. RefSeq lists its product as uncharacterized. The transcript has 6 exons. Bases 176 to 1573 code for a protein of 465 amino acids. The record is from RefSeq and is a predicted model, not a curated record. Lineage: Eukaryota; Viridiplantae; Streptophyta; Magnoliopsida; Fagales; Betulaceae. Gene Ontology annotation, molecular function: zinc ion binding; nucleic acid binding.
AAACAAAAAGGUAUGGUGCCAUUUUAGAGAAGAAAGUCCUAAAAAACCGACUGACAGUGGUGAAAUCGAAAAAUCCAGCCCUAACCCCCCCCUCCUCCCUCUCUGGAACCAUAUCUCUCUCUAUCUCGCUCGCUUGCUCGCCAGGAGUGGAAUUUGUAUAUAAGUUUGUUAUAAGAUGGCAACAAGAACAGACUCAGAUAUUGAUGAUGACUUUAGUGAGCUUUACAAGGAGUAUACUGGUCCUAUGGGAUCAACUACCACCAAUGUGCAGGAUAAGGCAAAGACAAACAAAAGGUCUCAGGCGGGGUCCGAUGAAGAAGAGGAACCUCCUCGUGACCCCAAUGCUGUUCCUACUGAUUUCACGAGCCGGGAAGCUAAGGUUUGGGAGGCUAAGUCAAAAGCUACCGAGAGGAUUUGGAAGAAACGAAAAGAAGAGGAAUUGAUUUGCAAAAUAUGUGGAGAGUCGGGUCACUUUACGCAGGGAUGCCCUUCUACUCUUGGAGCAAAUCGCAAGUCUCAAGAUUUCUUUGAAAGGGUACCUGCUAGAGAAAAGCAUGUAAAAGCACUAUUUACAGAGAAAGUUUUACAAAAGAUCGAAAAAGAUAUUGGCUGCAAAAUCAAGAUGGAUGAGAAAUUUAUUAUUGUCAGUGGCAAGGAUAGGUUAAUUUUAGCAAAAGGUGUGGAUGCUGUGCACAAAGUGAUUAAGGAAGAAGGUGAUCAGAGAGGUCCUUCUAGUUCCCAAGUCGCAAGAUCUAAGUCACCUGAACGAAGCCCUGUGGACUCACGGUUGCGACGCUCUGAUUCCCAAAGGUCUCAUUCUGGUCCUCAGAAUGCAUCACAGUUUCAACAGAGGUUUGGCAGGCAGGAGAAGGUUGUGGAAGACCGUAUUCGGGAUGAUAUGCAGAAAUUUUCAAGGGGUUCUCCACAAGCUUAUGGUAAUAAUGGAGCUAGAGGUCGUUCAAGCCAUUCAAAAUCUCCAGCACAUCCUCCUUACAUGGGCAAGUCAUAUAAUUCACACGAUGGUAAUAAUCAGAGCAUGGGUGCUUAUAGAACUGAUGAAUGGGAUAAUGAGAAGAGAGGAUCUGAUAUCCAAUCUGGUCGUCAGUUUGAUUGCCCUGCCUUCCCCCAGACAUUAGAAGACUUAGAGUUGGAGUUUAAGAGGGAGGCAAUGGAACUUGGAAGAAUUCGUGACAAGGAAGAGGAUGAAGAAAAUUACAGGCAUCGUGAGGCUAUUAGGGAGAUAAAAGAGAACUACAUGAAGCAACUGGCUAUUCUGAGGGGAACACAUGGAAAACAGUGGGAGGAGUUUCUCCAGCUUGAUGCCCAGAGGCGUCAACAACAGACACAACAGCAAUUGCCCACUUCUGGUUUUGGCGGUUAUAAACAGCAUGGUUUUUCGGACUAUGAUGGUGCCUCGGCCAAUCCGCAUUAUGCUUUGGCCAAUUUAGCCAUGGAUUCAAGAAGCCGAUAUCCACACCCUAUGGAAAAUUACUCUUCAAGGCCUCAUGACAAAUUUGGUGAAUUUCAGCGUCAGAGGCGUGAAGAUUAUGGGAAAUCUUACAAUCGAUACUAGAUCACUAUACUGGAAUUAAGGCUGGGUCCAGAUCUUGGUCAGGUGGGCGUAAUGCUUAGAGGAGGCCAAAAUAUAGGUAAGUGUGUUGGUUACUGGUUUAAAAUUGAGAAGGGAUCAAUCGUGCACAUUUGCAUUGGUAGAAUCUACUUCUUUUCAAUUUGGUGCUUCGGUUCUGUUCAGAACUUUGUUGUAGAGAAGUGAGACGCGGUUGUGGUUUAUUGGUUAAAGGCUGGCAGUAUUUUUAGAAGUGAAUAACUCCUGAUUGGUUGA